Chroicocephalus ridibundus (black-headed gull) is the source of this 1385-nucleotide messenger RNA. RefSeq names its product short chain dehydrogenase/reductase family 39U member 1 (gene SDR39U1). The transcript has 6 exons. Lineage: Eukaryota; Metazoa; Chordata; Aves; Charadriiformes; Laridae. The record is from RefSeq and is a predicted model, not a curated record. The coding region runs from base 35 to 922 and encodes 295 amino acids.
UGUGCCGGCGGGCGCAUGCGCACCCGGCGCAGCCAUGCGGGUGGUGGUGGGUGGUGGGACUGGCUUUGUGGGCAGAGCCCUAACCCAGUUGCUGCGGAGCCGUGGGCAUGAAGUGACCCACGUCUCUCGACAAGGGGGCAAGGAUCGGAUCAGCUGGGAAGAGUUGUCCCGCUCUGGACUGCCCCCGUGUGACGCUGUGGUGAAUUUGGCUGGUGAAAAUGUCCUCAACCCUUUCCGCAGGUGGAGUGAUGCCUUCUGCAGGGACGUCAUCAGCAGCCGGGUUGAGACCACCAAGGCCUUGGCCAAAGCCAUUGCUGAUGCUGAACAGCCACCCCAUGCUUGGGUCCUUGUCACCGGCGUAGGCUAUUACCGCCCUAGCCCCACAGAUGAGUAUACCGAGGACAGCCCUGGGGGAGAUUUCGACUUCUUCUCACGCCUGGUGAGCUCCUGGGAGGCGGCAGCUCUUAUCCCUGGGAGCCCAACUCGUGGUGUUGUGGUGAGAUCUGGGGUAGUGCUGGGCCGAGGUGGUGGUGCCAUCUCUCAAAUGCUCUGGCCUUUCCGUCUGGGACUAGGAGGCCCCUUGGGCUCUGGGCGCCAGCCCUUCCCAUGGAUCCACAUUCGGGACCUGGCUGGGAUCGUGUGUCAUGCCCUGGAGAAUGAGUGCCUGCACGGUGUCCUCAACGGUGUCUCCCCAUCCUCCCCUGCCACCUCCAAUGGCACCUUUGCUCAGGAGCUUGCUGCAGCCCUGGGGCGCCCAGCCUUGCUGCCGGUGCCUGCUUGGGCUCUGCGGGCUGUCUUUGGAGCAGAGCGGGCUGUCAUGCUGCUGGAGGGCCAGAGGGUGGUGCCAAAACGCACCCUGGAGAGCGGCUACCACUUCAUCUUCCCUGACCUGUCUGGAGCCCUGAAGGACGUUGUGGCUUGAGAACUCCUCGGUUUGGCUGGGUUGGGUCUUGUUUUUGUGAAGUCCCUGGCUCACAUGCCUUCCCCUGGAUGAAAGAGGGUAGUUAUGCCCCUUCUUGACGUCUCCCCAUCUCCAUACAGAGAGAGUGAGCAAUCUUUUCCCCUUGUGGCUCCCUUUGUGCAUCCUCAGUUUUGGAGUCAUCCCUGUUAUUGCCAACUGCAAUCUCCACUUUACCUGCUUUUGGGGAAGGGCACAAGCUCCUCUAAGGAUUGUGACUGCCAUCUUCCCUUUCCCACAGCGUGCAUGUGGGCUGGUCGCAGAGCAACUGCGGGGUGUAAUAUCUCCUCCCCUGAGAGACAGGCAUGGCAUCAGGAAAGGGAUGUUCAGAUGUCGUAGUUCUCCUCCAUGUUACUGGAAGUCCCUCUUCCUGUUUUUCCCCAUGUCUUUACCUCACGGUCACAUAAAGAGCUAGUUAUGGCUCUUC